This is a messenger RNA of Vigna umbellata (rice bean), 1347 nucleotides long. Its product is annotated as Tetratricopeptide repeat (TPR)-like superfamily protein. Gene Ontology annotation, biological process: RNA modification. Lineage: Eukaryota; Viridiplantae; Streptophyta; Magnoliopsida; Fabales; Fabaceae. The record is from RefSeq and is a predicted model, not a curated record. Gene Ontology annotation, molecular function: protein binding; RNA binding.
CAAGCUCCACCCAACAGUCACACUUUCCCUCCUCUUCUCAAAUCUUCCCCUCUUCCUUUGGGCACUACCCUUCACUCUCAAACUGUCAAGCGUGGCCUUUUGUCUGAUCCCUUCAUUCUCACCGCUCUCCUUUCCCUUUAUGCAAGAAACCACCUCCUUCCUCAUGCACACAGGGUGUUUGAAGAAUUUCCUAGGUUUUGCAUUGUUGCGUGCAAUGCAAUGCUCAAUGCUUUUUCCAUAAAUGGGCACAUGGAGGCUGCUGUGGAAUUCUUUGAACGCAUGCCCCAAAGGGAUGUUUUCUCAUGGACAACUGUUGUGAAUGGUUUUGCUUUGAAUGGGAAUUUUGGUGCCUCAAUUCGUUUUUUCGGGAAGAUGAUGAGUCAUGAGGAUGUGGUGCUUGGUUUGGUGAAGCCUAAUGAGGCUACUUGUGCUAGUGUGCUCUCUUCUUGUGCCAAUUUAGACGGUAAAGUGGCUCUUGAUUGUGGAAAGCAAAUUCAUGGAUAUGUAGUGGUGAAUGAGGCCAAGUUAGGAGUAAAUGUGGAAACUUCGUUGAUAAAUCUUUAUGGGAAGAUGGGGUGCUUGAGUAAUGCUGAGAAGGUUUUCAGAGUAAUGGUUGUCAGAAAGGUAUGCACUUGGAAUGCAAUGAUUUCUUCGUUGGCUUGCAAUGGUAGAGAGAAGGAGGCUCUGGACAUGUUUGAGAAGAUGAAGCUUCAUGGGUUGAAACCAAGUAGCAUUACUCUUGUUGCUGUUCUUACAGCAUGUGCUCGUGGAAAUUUUGUCAGGGAAGGAUUGGAGUUAUUUCGAUCAAUGUGGCAGGACUUUGGAAUAGAACCAAUAAUGAAGCACUAUGGAUGUGUGGUUGAUCUCUUGGGUAGAGCAGGGCAUGUCGAAGAAGCAGCUGAGAUCAUAAUAAAUAUGCCUUUUAAGCCUGAUGUAUCUGUUUUGGGAGCCUUUUUGGGUGCAUGCAGGAUUCAUGGAGCUAUAGAACUAGGCGAAGAAAUAGGAAAAAAAAUGCUUAAAUUGCAGAGACAACAGGGUGGGCAAUAUGUGCUAUUGUCGAGCAUGAAUGCGGAGAAGGAAAGAUGGGAUCAUGCUGCUGAUCUAAGGAGGGAAAUAAUGGAGGCUGGAAUUCAGAAAAUUCCAGCAUACAGUAUGGUUCAUUUGACAUAAUUAUAUUUCUGUUCUCUGUCCUCUUUCAGUUAUUCUUUUUUGUUUCCCUUCUUUUCUAAUAGGUUACUUUUAGUCUACCUAAUCUUUAGGAACCAGUUUAGUAGUUUUGGAGCUGUAACUGUGCAUAUCCGGGCAGCAUGUUUUUACGAGUUGUAGUUUAAUUGGAGACUAUUUAAA